AUGCUAACUACCGCUCAACAUCCGACCGCUGAAUUAAUCUCAUCUACUCAAUAUCAAACAAUCUCUGUUGGCGAUAUUCUUCUGCAUUAUGGCCCAAAACCAAAAAUGAUCAUCGUCAAUAUCUGUAAACAAAAUUCAUCACUGGCUUCUCAAAACAAGCCUACAGACUUAUAUUAUCGAAGUAUAAAUAAAUUACCAAAUUCAAAUAUAUUGUGCGAUUUAAAAAAUAUUGAAGAACAGCAAAUUGAAAGGUCUCUUAAUAAUUUAACAAAUCCUCUAACUACAAAAGCGAAUAUUAGUAAAAAAGCCUUGCACAUACCAAAAGUUGGCUGGGAAAUUUGCAAAGAAAGUAUAGCUUAUUCAAAAUUAAGAAAAAAACUAAGCACAACUGAGUCAAAAACGAACAAAAAAAACGCAUUGUACGAAAAUACAGAUAUUAGCAAUGAGAUAUCAAACAAUGAAUUUACCCAGUUGUGA
Messenger RNA from Didymodactylos carnosus, 477 nucleotides. Lineage: Eukaryota; Metazoa; Rotifera; Eurotatoria; Philodinida; Philodinidae. The record is from the annotation of a GenBank genome assembly.